This is a messenger RNA of Octopus bimaculoides (California two-spot octopus), 3425 nucleotides long. RefSeq names its product protocadherin beta-16-like. Gene Ontology annotation, cellular component: plasma membrane. The record is from RefSeq and is a predicted model, not a curated record. NCBI's taxonomy places the organism in Eukaryota, Metazoa, Mollusca, Cephalopoda, Octopoda, Octopodidae. Gene Ontology annotation, molecular function: calcium ion binding. Gene Ontology annotation, biological process: homophilic cell-cell adhesion.
GUUGUGAGAGGGUAAGUUUCAAAGACAGAAGGAGAGAGAAAUAAAGGAUUACUACUAUUUAUAUAGACAUCAUUCAGUAACAACCAAAGGGUUAUUGUUAGCCAAAGAAAGACAGUCAUUUUCUGAGAUUUUAUUUUCAACUUUGCUGGAUAUUUUUUCAGUUCAAUUAUAAAACUGUAUUUACAUUACAAUUGAAUUAAUCACAAUCACAAGUAAAGAUUAAUUGUUGACAAAGGGCCUGUAGAUAUAUUUCUUUGAAGACCAGUGUCUGCAACUGCUAUGCAUGAGGCUAUGUUAGCGGAGCUGUUAUUACUUUUUCUCCUGCUGCAUAACUCAUCCUGCACAGACCUUUCCUACAAUGUAGCAGAAGAGAAACGCCCUGGGACGUUGAUUGGUGACAUCGCUCAAGACACCCACUUCCAUGACCAGUUCUCUGCCCAAGAUCACAGCCAGAUCACUUUUAGUCAGCUUCAUGUAGGUUCAUCAGAAAAUUUUGAGCUUUUUAACAUUUCCAAGACAGGAAAGCUUUACACGGUUAAAAGGUUGGAUGCUGAAGCCCUUUGCAUAUAUGCCACAGAUUGUUUCAGGAUUCUAAAAUGUGUGAUCCAUCAAGAGGAAGCGUUUGUUAAAAUAUUAAAAAUAAAAGUUAGUAUAGAAGACAUAAACGAUCACAAACCAGAGUUUCCCGAGAGUCAAGUAGACCUUUGGUUCUCGGAAACUGAUGGAAGGGGCACAAAGCGAUCGAUAUCCAAUGCUAUAGAUAGAGAUGUGGGUAUCUUAACUUCCAAAAUUACAUACGAACUUAGUAAAGAUGUAGACGAACCAUUUUCAUUGACAGUUUCAAAAAGAGUUGACGGCCGGGCCAAACUUGAGAUUAUCCUCGAUGAAAAGUUAGAUAGGGAAGUGAGAGACCAAUAUUCUUUAGAAGUUAUUGCCAAAGAUGAAGGAUACCCACCACAACAAAGUAGUUUAAGGGUCCAAAUAUCCAUUUCAGAUGUUAACGACAACUCACCCAUUUUCUCACAAAAUGUUUAUAAUGUUUCCAUUAAAAAAUCCCACCCAAGGUCCAUACCAGUUGUAACUCUCUCUGCAACAGAUCUAGAUGCAGGUGAGAACAGUCGAAUAUUUUACCGUUUUAGUUCUCAGACUUCCAAUAUUGCCAAAGACUAUUUUGAUUUGAAUGAAAUGUCAGGGGAAAUCUUCCUGCGGAGAAGAUUCCCAUCAAGACAAAUACUAACCUAUAAAUUAUUUGUAGAUGUCAUCGAUGGCGGAAAUCCUCCCCUAAGUUCCACUGCUGUUGUAUUUGUAAAUGUUAUCAACCAACAAAAUAAAACUCCCCGUAUUGACGUUAAAUUCCUCACUUCACAAUCCGAAAACUCUGCAACAAUCUCAGAAGCCAUUAAGGUAGGAAGUUUCAUUGCCUAUGUGAUAAUUAUUGACGAUGAUAUUGGCCAAAACGGAGAGAUUUCUUGUGAACUUAACCAUGAUAAAUUCCAACUACAGAUUUUAGGCUCAAAAGAAUACCAGGUAAUUGCUAAAAAUCCCAUAGACCGAGAAGAACAAGACCAUUUUGAGUUUUCUAUAAUAUGUCAAGACAAAGGGACGCCUCCAUUGAAGGCAGAACGUAAGUUUUCAAUCCAAGUGACAGACGUCAAUGAUGUGAGACCAGAAUUUACAAAAGAUACAUUCAAGUUCCUCUCUUAUGAGAACCAGGCUCCAAAUUUCCCAGUUGGUUUUGUCAAUGCUACUGAUCCUGAUUUAGAUUCUGGAGGUGAACUCCACUAUUUCAUGUCUGAGAAAGAUGAAAAUACCCUUCCUUUUCAAAUAUCAGAAAAUGGGUUAAUCACCACUAAAGGCUCAAUAGACCGAGAAACUAAAGAAUUAUAUGAAUUUCCAGUGUUUGUCCGAGACAAUGGAAGACCUUCACUGAACACUUCUGCCAAUGUUGUUGUGGAAGUGAUGGAUGAAAAUGAUAAUGCACCUUUCUUUACUUUUCCAAGUGAGAAUCCUGCAGUUAUGGAGGUCUACUAUGAACCACAAAGUAGCAACAAUAUCACUUUUCUGAAAGCUUUCGAUAAUGACAGUCCAAGAAAUGCCUUCCUUCAGUUUGAAAUUGUUGGAGGCAAUGAAAGAGAUUUGUUUGCGCUUGAUUCUUAUAAUGGUUUGUUGUCUUUCACACGGGAUGUUUACCGAAAUGAUGCUGGUUCCUAUGACCUACAGUUCCUCGUCAAAGACAGUGGCAUUCCCGUUCUGUCAUCAACAACAACACUAACUUUAAUCCUAAGUGUCAGCAAUGACACACAGGAAAUGAUCAUGCAUCAGCGAACACAGCCGAGCGACAGAAUCCAUCUCAAUUUGGUCAUAGUUAUUGUACUGCUUUCUGUGAUAAUAGCCAUAUCAAUAUCGAUCUCGUUAACAGUUUGUAUUAUUCAGUGGAAAAACCAAUCCAAAGCACCAGAAAGUGGACGAGUCAGCCCAACAAUAAAACAAGCAGCUGAACAAAGUCUUUUGAAUUAUUCUGCUGAGCAAGAAAUAUUCCAUACAGAUCCGCAAGUAAACAGAAGGUCUUCAGAACAACAGAGUCUCAGUAAUUCCACUCUAUCCAGGAGACACAGCAAUGAACGUAGUUCAGCAGAGAUGUCUAUACAAGAACAAAAAAUAAUUAUUCCUGAACAGAAGAUGACUCCAGAACAAAUAGAAGCUGCGAAUAGAAGAACAUCGGAACAAAAGAAGAGGUUCAUCAAUCCACCAACACGGAGAACGAGUGUUUUAGAAGGAGAUAUUCUGCCACAUGAACAAAAGAUUGCGCUCAAAGAAAAAGCAGUUCAACGUGACAAUCGCAAAGUUGAACUUCCGACCAAAAAGAUUCCGGAAAAGAAGAAAGGCAAAGCGAGACGUCAUAAAAAAGAACCGAUUAUUAUUUGUGCUAAAAGCAAUGAACCCUUAAUCAAAAAGACUGCAGUGAUGGCAGCUGAUACGGCAGUAACCCCACCACCGCUAGUUUUAGAUAACACACCCACAUCGUCUCUGAAAUCAAACGCAACAGCAACAUCUUCUGGGAAAUCAUCUAGUACUACCGCCACAUCAUCACUCAAGUCCAAUGCAACUGCGACAUCAUCUCUGCAGUCAGAUACAAUAUCUUCAAUGAAGUCGAAUGCAACAGACCGAAGUGAUCCAUGCUCAAGUAUGCCAAAAGGUGCAUUCUAUCAUGUCCUUUAUGCAUCAGAAGAAAAACCUCCAUUGGAUGACAAGCAAACGUGAAAAUUAAUCUGACCGCAAAGUUCAGGUCAUUUGGUGAAAAUCAAUUAAAAGAGGUCAAUAUACUUGACCCUUAAACUUGACAACAUACUCUAGCAAAAUAUGUUUGAACUGUAUAUAUAUAUGUGUCUGUAUAUAUAUAUAUAUAUAUAUAUAUACAUAUAUAU